GAAAGCCUAAAGUGAUAAACGAAAAAAAACAAAAAAACAAAACAAACAAAUGUAUAUUUAAUAAAUAAUUGCAAUACAUACACUGUACAUACAAAUAGCACAGCGAGCGUUACUACGUGUGUAUGUAAAGUGUCAGGUAUUUCCGAUAAAGUUUACGUCUGCGCUAGCGAACACAGUUUUGUUUUGGUUUUUCCGUGCUAUUUUCCGGCUUGUUUUGCAAAACUCCAAAGGGAUAUUUAAUCUUUUCUGCCAUUAUUUUGUUUCCGGUGAACUUAUAAAAUAUAUAAAGUGUUGAUAAAAACCAUUUGCAUGAACAUAAUUAUAUUUUGUAAAGACACAAUUCACAUGCAUGUCGUUGAUGUAAUUUGCCCUCACUUCCGUAUCCGCCAAAUGGCUACUGAGCCUAUUAGUCUCAAUGAGUUGCAUCUAACAGUGUCGAAAAGAGUACCUUAGGGAAUUAUCUAACCUUUUGUUUCUAAGGCUUUUUUCGACCCGUUUUACCUCAUUCAAAAAACAAUAAUGACAUACACACAAAAAAUAAUAAAAUGUGUUUGCCCUAAGAAAAUUUAGUGGGAAGUCCACUGCAUACGGAAAAGCCGGAGUAAGCAGGUUAGCUGUUCAUUGGCUGGAUUUAAGUUUUAUCUUUUGACAGCAAUAAAGUUAACAUACUUUCCAAAUGAUAUAAGACUGGAUACGUAGGACGUCUUACUUAGUCUUAGUAUGUUUUCGUCUUUAGGAAACACUAAAGGAAUUUAAAAAUUCCUUUGCCAUAAUCGGUAAUUGAAUCAUGAUUAAAAUUUUGCAAUCCAUAGGAUAUACACACGGACAUGAAGACGAAAAAAUAGCCUUACCAUUUAAAAAAGAGCGAUUGUUUAUACAGUGCAGACUAUAUUGAUUUGUUUGACAGACUGAAGAAAUCAGACAUCCUUUGAGAGAAAACUUUUUUGCACAAUUUGACAAACAUAUUAAAUCGUAAUAAAAUGCUGGAAAACACAGCUAGCUCACCUAAAUAUGAUGUGUUUAUUGUGCAUAGUUCGGAGGACGCAGCAAAAGCUCGCAUUUUCAAUCAGGCACUUAACGACAUGGGGUUAGUUGCAUUUGACAAUAUAAAUGAAGGCCCAGCCUUCGUUAUAGGGAGACCAGUGUUUGACAAUAUCAUACAUGCUGUAAAGCAUUCAAAACUUGUUCUUAUUCUUAUUACAAAACAUGCCAUAAGCUCUCAUUGGGUGACUUUGGAAACUCUCGUUGCACUGGAAAAGUCGGAUCGCGAGAAUGUUCUGUGUGUCCGUCUAGUUUUUGAAGGAGUUUCUGAAAUGGAAAGGCAAAAUUUCAAGAGAGGAAUUUUGACUUCGAUACCAGAUAUCAUAGUGGACUUCAACAAAGACAAAUGGAAGGACGAGUUUGUCGCCAUAAUUAAAGAAAACAUACCAGUGCAGAAAUUACUACCAGCGGGAAAUGUCGCUCAUGGACUUGUGUUCAACUAUUUCAUAGGUUAUUUAGCCUACGUUCUUCCAGCAAUGUCAAAGACCGUUGAAAAGAUUGAAUAUUUCACACCUGAUAAAUUCUCCAAGAAGUUUUUCGUUGUUAUGCCUGAAUCUUGUGAAGUAAAACCACUAGAAGGAAAGUACAAAAACUUCCUUAUAGAAAAGAUGGAAGGUUCAUUAGAAAUGGAUGUCACACACGGUGACAAACAACGAAAAUAUACUCUGACCGUUUACAAAAUAACGAAAGAAAAUGAGUUCUACUAUUUUUGUGCGGAUUGUCCUUUCAUCAUUGCGACAAUGUUAAAAAUGAAGGAGAUGGGUUUUGCCGAUAUCGAUGUUCACUUCCAAGGUGUCAGGUUCUAUAUGACCCUAAAAGAACUUGUCGAACAUCGAAGCAACCCGGAUUACAAAGACACAACAAACUUUAUCAUGUUCGACGGUUCUGCACAAUCUUCAAGUCCAGCACUAGAAAUCUGGCAAUCAUUGAAGAAAGAGUUUUCUACGAACGAAGAUCAUGAGACAACUGUUGUUACCAGAAACGGUGUCGCCGUCGAAAGUUAUCCGAGCCUCACAGUGUCGGUAAUCAACUCUACUGAUGGUGAUAUUGUGGCGGAAGAGGUAAUUCAAUUUCUUACCAUGCACGGAAUGAAUUUCACAAGUGGUGGCGCUGCAAAGAAAUCGUCGGAUACUGAUGAUAUAUGUAUCAGAUGGAAGAUUUUUAUACUUACUGAUACUUCAACAAAAGACAAGGUUAUGGAACUCGAGUUUAAUGCAGCCCUAUCUGAGAGUAUCUCUAAAAAUCAAAUUCAGGUAAUCCCUAUACUUGUGAAGGGCGUAGACAUUGAAACUAUUCCUUAUGGAUUCAAAUGGACAACGGUUUUAAAGCAAGAGGAUCCCUUGUACCUGGAGAAGAUGUGGAAAACAUUACAUGAAGACAGACAUAUGGAGGAACUCCAACAUGCAGGAUCUUUGUUUGAGGGUCUAGCAUAUUCUUACAUGUUAAACUAUAUGUCUUUCAACCUCGUCGGUAAAACUGGUGAUGGCAGAGACUUCACAGAGAGAUUUGUAGAUGCAGUAAAAAAGUACAAAGUCAACUGCAAGAUUGUUCCGAAGGUUUAUGUUAUCGUACCCUCAUCCUGCGAGUUCCCUCCACCAGGGACGCAGUUCGAAAAAGAAGAACAUCUUGGGCCUGUGGAACCAAUAGUUCAGGGGUUCCGAAAAUACUUUCUGCAACUGUAUGUAUUGACUAUUUCAAGGCCUGGCAAAUGGAAGGAUGUAAAAGUCUGUUACGCCCGAGAAUAUGCCACACCUGCAAUUGCCCUGCGCGAUAUGACAAGGUUACCAUUUGCGGGACUUAGCGUGAAGGAUAUGAAGAAACAAGCAAAACAAUUUGCAGACUUUUCUAAUGAAAUAACGCAACACGAUAUCUUCAAUAGAGAAAUUGGAGAUGUAAAAGAUAAAUGUUCCAUUUUGUAUUUUGAAGAUGACAAACAUGGAAUGGCUGCAGUAACAGAAUUGUUGGAAGAACAAAUCAUACAGUGUCUGGAAAAGAGGCUCUUCGUCGAACCUCCUAACAUAGAGAGCACGUUUUAGCACAAAAAAGCUCCGAUAAUAUAUGAUAACUUAGAUGGUUGUGUUAAGCAGUUAAAGGAAGAAUGCAUGUUGCAUGUCCACGAAAUCGUUGAUUAUGACCUGUUGGCACAUGAUUUCAUGAAUUAGAAGUUAAUGAUUACAUCCGAGUCCUGUAAUUGUGAAUGACCCUAUUUAUGUGUUAUAUUUCAUAAAACCGGGUGUUUGGUGGUAGCUAGAUGCAUGGCAUAAAUCAGAGCUAAACUCGGCGGGAAAUAUGUAGUUCAACAGUAAAUUUUAAACAGUCCUUGAAACCCUUGGAAUUAAUAAUCAAUCAGGUUUGGGUUAUGACAAUCCAGACUCUUACAUAUUCAAAUGUUUCUAACCUCCAUAAUGUGCACUUGUUAAAAACCCAUGACCCCAAUGUGACCCAUGUUCCUCCAUGGGAAAAGCAGAGACUGUUAUAUUUGUACAAGAUCAGAUAUAGUUAAUGUUAUUCAAACAAUUGUUGAGUAACAUACACAGAAUAAUUUAAAUACCACAGAAUGCCGUGCCUGUUAGAAUUAUCAAAAUUAAGUUACAUCUAUCUCCUCAAUAAUGUUACAUUUGUAAAAUCAAUUCUUACAUAGCUUACAACACUGAGCUAAAGACAUGCACAUUAAAUUUUGAAAGAGAGCUAUUAGAUUUAUUCAGAACAAAGCUUAUCGUAAACAGUUCUGAACAAAGUUGGAAGGCCGUUCCACAGAAAAUUGUAUUUCAAAAAGCAAUCAUUUAUGUCUGAUUCCGUAAUUGAACAUAAGUUUGUCUUGUAGCUGUCUCGAGUCAUAUAUAAUUCGCAUUCGCCUUUAAAUGGUUAAUGUUCCUAUUCAUCUAUAUAUUCAAUGUAUUGUCGAAUGAGCGUCACUGUAUCGCUGCAAAUUUUUUUUUCCGCAUUUUCUGCCUCUUUAGUAUAACAUGCCUACAGUCGUCCUCAGUUGCUAUGAAAAUAUAUCUUACGCAACAAUUUGCACUGAUCCCAGCUUUAUCUUUUGUUGCUAUUAAAUUCUUCCAGCUUUUCUGACAUAAUCACAUAUAUGACCUGUUGUAAUAUUUGUACUAUUUCAAGUUUCUGCAUUUUUUAAAAAUAUUAGUUUGGUGUAACGGAGGUCAACAAACUAUUGUCUAUUUAAGAAACUAUAUGAGGCAAAAACUUGUUAAGGUUAUAUAUAAAUGGUUUAGUCUUUCUUUGUAAAAGUGUCUUCUUUAGAUAUACAUAGAUUGCUCAAAUGUAUUGAGAUAUGGUUGUAAAUUCAAAUGUUUAAACAAAAAUUUAAAUAGUUUAAAUGCAUUUCAAGCAAAAACAUUAAAGACCGUCUGCUUAUGUUAUAGUUUACGGAAUCUCCUAUUUAAUUAACACUUUUUUCCUGGCUUUAAUUACUAGAUCUAAUAUAUGCGAUUAUGCAGAAGCUCAUGGACAUGCUCGGUGACCAGUAUAAGAAAACAUCAAGAUGAUGAAACUAUUUUUUACUAAUAUAUAAACUCAGUUUUUCAAAGAAUUCGUGAGAAUAUUUUUUCUUCUAAACCAUGUUUAUAAGUAUUGAUACUGGAGUUAAUUCUGAUCAGGCUGAACUGUAACAAAAAUGUACAAUGUUAAUCUAAUGAGUAGAUACAUAAAUGAGCCGUGCCAUGAGAAUACCAACAUAGUGGGUGUGCGACCAGCAUGGAUCCAGACCAGCCUGCGCAUCCGCGCAGUCUGGUCAGGAUCCAUGCUGUUCGCUAACAGUUUCUCCAAUUCCAAUAGGCUUUAAAAGCGAACAGCAUGGACAUGGGGUAAUCGAUUAAAGUAAUCAUAAUGAUUAAUAACCGAUUAAUAUUUUUCAUUAAUCAUCAUUAUUCAUUAAUCAUACUUUUUUUCUGAUUAAUGAGCCCAGAGCGUUGAAGAAUAUCACAAAUGAGCCGCGCCGUGAGAAAACCAACAUGGUGGCUUUGCGACUAGCAUGGAUCCAGACCAGCCUGCGCAUCCGCGCAGUCUGGUCAGGAUCCAUGCUGUUCGCUAACAGUUUCUCCAAUUCCAAUAGGCUUUAAAAGCGAACAGCAUGGAGCCUGACCAGACUGCGCGGAUGCGCAGGCUGGUCUGGAUCCAUGCUGGUCGCAAACCCACUAUGUUGGUUUUCUCAUGGCACGGCUCAAAUGUAUCGCAAUUUACUUCGAUAUGCUGAAAGUGGUUUUUAUUACUUUAGACAGAUAGGUUACAAACAUGGUAUUUUAGACUGUACAAUUAAGAAAAUCUUAACAUACUAUAUAUCAUGAAGAAGAUUGGCUACAAACCUCUUUUUUUUUCAAACUUCAUUUUCAACAUGUUAAUUACUUGACUUGUCUGUAAAACAUGGAUUAUCUAUGGAAUUUCUCCGAUUUCAGCCUUCCUUCGGGAAUUUGGGAAUGGCAAGGACAUAAACUCUUGUAUAUAUUCAGAAAUUUUAUGUUUCAAGGAAAACAUAAUACAGAAUAAAAGGAUAUAAACGGACAAUUAGGAUGAGUAAUUUUAAUGUAUGAUAGGAUUUAUGGAACAGGGUGGACCAUGUAUCAGCCUGCAUUAGUCUCUGAACUAUUUCUAAUUGUACUGACAAAAGGUUUUUACUGCGGAAUACAUGUUAUAAGAUACCAACCGUCUUAGGUCAUUUCAAAUUUCAGAGCAUGAUGAUUUAGUGUGCCCCUAUGUUCUAUGCAAGAGUGUAAAAUAUGUUUCUGUUAUACACCUACUUGUACUGUGAAAAUAUUUAGUAAUUUUUAAUGUGUUUGUCUCGAGAGUGACGUCGCACUAAUUUAAAUCAUAUGUAGUUCAUGCCUUUUUUAUGAUGUGAACAUAUGUGACAUGAUUUUUUUUUUCGUUCACUGUUAAACUGUGAUUUUCUGCUUAUGGACGAGUUUAGUAGAUCUAUAUGAUUUGGAAAAUGUCCGUUUUACAUAGGACAACACUUUGCCUGUUGCAAACUAACGUUAUAGUUUGCGACAUUUUCUGCUAAUAAAGAAAUCUUGUAAAGUUCUUUUUUUUUUCCAUUCAGAAUAAUAAAUUGAUUCUGAAAUGGUAAACUUUUAUAAAUAAAAGAUAUUACUUCACACUUUAGGUCAGACGUAAAUGCAUGCAUAGGUGUAAUAAUAACUUAGCAUUUCUAUUGUUAAACAAAACAAAACAUUAUGAGUGUAUUACAUUAUUUUUGUUUAACUAAUUCUGCAUGUACAGUCCCAUCCACAUCCCUUGCAUGAUUUGAUUACACUGCAAGAAUAGUCCCAUCCACACCCCUCUCAUGAUUUUCUUACAUCCCAUCCACACCCCUCGCAUGAAUUGAUUACACGCACAGUCCCAUCCACAUCCCUCGUAUGAACGCUACACGGUUAAGUAAAAAAUUUACCGACCACCAUAUAUUUCUCUGAUCGUGAUUGGAAUAAAUGACAGUAAUAGCAUUGUUUUGGUAAUAAGGAAAAGCAUUUCAUGUUGUCUUGAAUAAUACUUGCAGUGAUUUGCUGUUUGCUUAAUAGGAAAGAACUUUCUUGACACCCUUUUUGUUUCCUUUGUACUGUGCAGCAUCCCAAGAAGUACGGACUUACUGGAGGUAACCUUUCGGGAUGAAAAUAGAUUUUGCAUGAAUAGCAACUGCUUGUUUGUUUUAUUCUAAGCAAAAGUGUUAAGUCAAGUUAAGUUAAGCUUUUUGUUAAAUAUUUAAAUGACUAUGUAUUAGAUUUCAUAAUGUGUUAUAUGUAUAUAUAAAACGUCAAUGGGACUUCAAUAAAGGUUUAAAAUUACCAAAAA
Mercenaria mercenaria is the source of this 6840-nucleotide messenger RNA. RefSeq names its product stimulator of interferon genes protein-like. Bases 981 to 3077 code for a protein of 698 amino acids. The record is from RefSeq and is a predicted model, not a curated record. Gene Ontology annotation, biological process: positive regulation of macroautophagy; positive regulation of type I interferon production; activation of innate immune response. The transcript is spliced from 13 exons. Gene Ontology annotation, molecular function: 2',3'-cyclic GMP-AMP binding; cyclic-di-GMP binding. Gene Ontology annotation, cellular component: autophagosome; endoplasmic reticulum membrane. Lineage: Eukaryota; Metazoa; Mollusca; Bivalvia; Venerida; Veneridae.